UCCGGCGCGUCGCGGCUAGAAGCCGCCUCCCCCGCCCCAGCCCCUCGCCCGGAGCAGCUGGAGCAGCUCUGGGCGUCGCACCCCGGGAGGCUGGGCAGGCUCGCUUCGCCGCUCAGCCCGCAACGCACCCGGUGGGCUGCAGCGGCUGGCACGCCUGGGCUCUGCACCGCCCCCUUAGAAUUGCUCCGCAGCCUUUGCUCUCACCGCCGCCGGCUGCUCACGGCCGCUUGGGACUGGCGGGCCGCGGUGCAUCCGUGCUCCGGGCGCCCAGCCGGCCCUGCCCUCCCCGUGGAGCAAGCAUUCGUGCCUCGACCCACGCCUGGCCGCGCGUCCAGCCCGCUGAUCUUCCCUUAGGGCAGCCCCAGCCCCAGCCCCGGAGAGCCCGGCCCACCCGGCCGGCGGCGAGAUGAGCUUCUUUGGCUUCGGGCAAAGCGUGGAGGUAGAGAUCGUUUUGAGCGAUGCGGAGAGUAGGAAGCGUGCCGAGCACAAGACGGAGGAUGGGAAGAAGGAAAAGUAUUUCCUCUUUUACGAUGGAGAGACGGUCUCCGGAAAGGUGAGCCUUGCACUAAAGCACCCCAACAAGCGGCUGGAGCACCAGGGCAUCAAGAUCGAGUUCAUCGGGCAGAUAGAACUCUACUACGACCGUGGGAACCACCAUGAAUUUGUGUCCCUGGUGAAGGACUUGGCCCGGCCUGGAGAAAUUACCCAGUCACAGGCCUUCGACUUUGAAUUCACCCACGUGGAGAAGCCGUAUGAGUCCUACACAGGGCAGAAUGUGAAGCUCCGGUACUUCCUUCGAGCCACCAUCAGCCGCCGCCUCAAUGACGUUGUCAAAGAGAUGGACAUUGUAGUUCACACACUCAGCACAUACCCAGAGCUGAACUCUUCCAUCAAGAUGGAGGUUGGGAUUGAGGACUGUCUGCACAUCGAGUUUGAGUACAACAAGUCCAAAUACCACUUGAAAGACGUCAUUGUAGGGAAGAUAUACUUCCUGCUGGUGAGAAUCAAAAUCAAGCACAUGGAGAUAGACAUUAUCAAGCGGGAAACGACGGGCACAGGCCCCAAUGUGUACCAUGAAAAUGACACAAUAGCCAAGUAUGAGAUCAUGGAUGGAGCACCAGUGAGAGGAGAGUCCAUCCCAAUCCGGCUCUUCCUGGCAGGCUACGAGCUCACUCCCACCAUGCGUGACAUCAACAAGAAGUUCUCUGUGCGCUAUUACCUCAACCUGGUGCUGAUAGAUGAGGAGGAACGGCGCUACUUCAAACAGCAGGAGGUGGUGUUGUGGCGGAAGGGCGACAUCGUGCGGAAGAGCAUGUCCCACCAGGCAGCCAUUGCCUCCCAGCGCUUCGAGGGCACAACCUCCCUGGGUGAAGUGCGGACCCCCAGCCAGCUGUCUGACAACAACUGCAGGCAGUAGGCCCCCAGGGCCAAGAGCUGCUGGGCCUCCACUCAACACUCCCGUCUACCAGACACCAGUGGCUGGUGGGGUGGGGGACGGGGAGGGACAGUGUGAUGCUCAGCUGACCCGUCACUUGCAACCUGAAAACAAAUCAUGAUUUUGACUUAAAUUCCUUUUUCUGAAGAACCUAAGGGGCUUGGGCUGGGAAGCAGUGUCCCUGGGAUUCUGCGGCUGAUAUGGGAAUAGCGAGAGGUAGCAUCCCAGCAGCUGUGUCUCUGGGAAAAGAGCCUUCCAUUGAGGCCUUGCACGUAAGCUGCCUCGCAUCGUAUUGGAGAGCAGAGUGCCAGCAUCUUUGGCUCUGGCUCUCUGGCUUCCCGAUACAAGAUCUGACCCACGUCCCUGAGAUUCUAAGCUGCCAAUGGGGCCCUGGGCAGUCAUGUCUUGUCCUCCCAUGAGUCCUUGAGGUAGUGGCAGAAGGAGUUGGGCCUGCCCCAUCCUAAGUGGCCAGGGGGAGACUCAAGAUCAGGAAGCUACCUCUUUGGGAAUCUCGGAUGUGGUGCUUUGACGUUUCCACAAGCCACCUCCUUUCUGGCCUUUCUCUCCCUGCUGGGACGCAGGCACCUACCUUCUCCAUCUUAUAUGGAUCCUUGUCAGUAAUAUGCUGGAAUAGAAGCCUGUGGAAGGGCCUUUGGCUGAUUGUCCCCUCACCUUUGAGAAAUUCUGACACAGAGACACCCUGGGGUCAGUGUCAUGCAUGGAGGGCAGCAGCGUUAGACACAGGAGGCCAAGCUAGUCCACUGAGGAAGUAUGAUAACUGCACAUGGUAGCUGUCUGCCUUCACUAUGUGUCUCCAUUCAUCAGCCCUGAGUGCUGGGUGGUUUUAGGGUAUUAUUCUAUAUGCCCCAGAAAGUCUAAACAGGAGCAUCUGUUUCCUUCAAGAACAGAUCCCAAGAAGGAGCCUUGAUCUCUUUGCUUCCCCGUAUAAUGAGUAGAUCCUCAUCACUCCUUGCUCUUCAUUUAAUUUCAGAGAAUUAGGGCUGGGUUUCAAACAAUUGAAAAUUUUGUUCUUACUGUCGCCCAAGCUCUUUCAUUCCCUACUUAAACCUAAGAAUUACGGGAGAGCAAUGAGGUACUCAGAAGAAGACUGCUGCACAACUUCGGAAUAAUUCUGCUUGCCAAAUUAUGUCUUCAUCACCAGUUGACUGACCACAUUUAGGACCAUUGGUGUUUUUGUUUUAAAACACAUGGAUAAAAACUGUCAUGGAUAUUCUUUUUAUACUAGAGGCGAGGGGUUUCCUUCUGCUGUGCUGUGCUUGGGUUUGUUGAAGUGUUGACAUCCUUUUCUGCCUUAUCUGGAAGUGACCAAGAAUGACUCUCCUGUUGGCCUCCUUUCCCUUCUAGGAAGAAGACCACGCAGACCCCACUGGCCAAUAAGUACAAUAUUUGGCAGUGUGAAUACUCUGUAAUUAGGAAGGCAGAGGGUUGGUACCUGUGUCAUCUUUCAGUUAGUGUGGAAACGGGAACUUCUCUUUUCCUCAAAAAUCAGUGCAAUCAUGGGCCUUUGACUGGGCAGGGCUCAUGGGUCAGCACUGAGACUAGAGGGAAGGGCAUUUGGGAUAACACUUGGGGUUGACUGGGCACAGCAGAACCAAGGAAAGCGCAGUGGUUUCCCCUAUGCUGGACCCCGAGUUCAGGUGCGAUGGACAAUCCCCAUGGGAACAGGAUCACUCAUUCAGCUGCCCCUGCAUUUUCAAAGUUGGGGCUUAAGUGUACGGGGUAGGCAGGUUCUGUGUUCCUUGCAUUUUCAGAUCUUGAGCUCAGGCUCUUGUGUGCCUCCCAUAAUGGUAUUCUAACUAGAAAGCAUCUGUCAAUUCCUCUGCCUCCCAAUGGACAAUACAAAUUCAUUUUCCAACUUUGCUAACAUCUUAAACCUUUCUUCUGGGAGAACUAGAAGUUAGAAUUUGCUUUUGUUCUCUCAGGAGUUGUGCACAAGCCAGGUCUUCUGUUUCUCUUCCCCCGUUCUUCUCUGUCCAACUGUGAAAGUGAGGGGAGGCUCUUGUCCCCCUCCUUAAAGGUCUGCAUACCUGGGCGUGUAUAGGUACUAAACCGAGCAGUGCAACUUGUAAUUAAGCAGCUGCGGUGUUUACAUGUUUCUUAAAGUGUCGUCUUUUCAAUGGCUGUAUUUUAAAAAAAAGAACAUUUGUUUCAAUUGUCUCUCUGAUUAAAGAAAGCCUCUGUGGCUUGGAGGCAUUAUGCCUAUGAUCCGCCA
Messenger RNA from Pteropus alecto (black flying fox), 3668 nucleotides. RefSeq names its product VPS26, retromer complex component B (gene VPS26B). The record is from RefSeq and is a predicted model, not a curated record. Gene Ontology annotation, biological process: intracellular protein transport; retrograde transport, endosome to Golgi. Lineage: Eukaryota; Metazoa; Chordata; Mammalia; Chiroptera; Pteropodidae. Gene Ontology annotation, cellular component: retromer complex; endosome. The transcript is spliced from 6 exons. Bases 407 to 1417 code for a protein of 336 amino acids.